Molecule: messenger RNA, 1170 nt
Organism: Echinococcus granulosus
Lineage: Eukaryota; Metazoa; Platyhelminthes; Cestoda; Cyclophyllidea; Taeniidae
Product: Homeobox protein SIX6
Exons: 2
Coding region: 1-1170 (389 amino acids)
Biological process (GO): regulation of transcription by RNA polymerase II
Cellular component (GO): transcription regulator complex; nucleus
Molecular function (GO): DNA-binding transcription factor activity, RNA polymerase II-specific; RNA polymerase II cis-regulatory region sequence-specific DNA binding
Source: RefSeq, a predicted model, not a curated record
AUGCCCACCCAGAAGGAGGUAUUGGCAGCGUUUGUGGCCGCUCGUGCUGCUCUGAAAUGGUCUGCCGAAGAUGACAUCUUUUCUAGGACACAGGAUAUUAUUAAAACUUGUCAAAACCUUGAGACUGCUGGAAAUGUUGAUUGUUUGUGCCAGUUUAUGUGGUCUCUACCAAAGCGUAGUGAUUUGUGGGAGUUGUUGAAUCGUGACGAGGUUAUCCUCCGCUCGCGGGCUCUGAUUGCCUUCCACACCCGAAAUUUCGCUGAACUCUACUCCCUUCUAGAGCAUCAUAACUUCUCCAAGGCGAGUCAUGCAAAAAUGCAGGCUCUAUGGUUGGAGGCACACUACCAAGAGGCCGAACGGCUGCGAGGUCGUGCUCUAGGACCGGUGGAUAAAUAUCGAGUGCGAAAGAAGCAUCCCCUACCUAAAACCAUUUGGGACGGAGAGCAAAAAACUCACUGCUUUAAGGAAAGGACAAGGAGUUUACUAAGAGAGUGGUACCUUCAAGAUCCCUACCCUGGGCCCAACAAGAAGCGGGAACUGGCCAAUGCCACGGGAUUGACACCUACCCAAGUUGGUAAUUGGUUCAAAAACCGUCGGCAAAGAGAUCGAGCAGCUGCUUCAAAGAAUCAGAGAAUACUUCCAACAGAGGAAAGCGACGAAGAGAUCUCCGUGGAUACUAAAGUGCCGCCCUCUUCAAGUUCACCCUUAAUGAAACAUGUGGAGCAGCUCUCCUCUCCUUCAAUCUGCCUGGACGACAUCAAUUUAACCGAACCCAAGCCCCUACCAUCUCCAUCGAAGCCCUCUCCGUUCAGCACUGAGGCUCUGAUUGAUAGAAAGCGCUCCUUUAAAGAGCCCUUUGGAGAAAAAUCGGUUGGGGAUGAGUGGAUAGCACGGGCAAUGCCUAUGAUGCCACCAAUCUCAGUGGCAAUGGCAAACUUGAUUCCGGACUUCAGAUCUACCUCUCUCUCCCAAUGGUAUUUUCAGGCGUCUUGUGCUCUGGCAACCCUCUUACCACCUGAUCUUAUGGGCAUGGUGCCCCAACUUCCCUCUCUCAUGUUUCCCUCACUAUUACCACCCAGCCUUCCCCUUCCACAGUUCCAGGUGGAACAGGCAACCGCCUCCUCCUCAUCCUCCAAGACUCAGGAGUCAGAAGCUGCGGCUUCCUUGUGA